GCGGUGCAUUGAGCGCGCUAUACACACCGCUGCAGGCGACUUUCAACAUCACCUCAAACCGUCUGAGCUCUUUAUUUCACUUUCUCUACUGCUACAGAAUCACUGUUUACAUCGAAGCCCACUGUCUUCUCUUUCGCCUGAACUUUAUUUCUGUUGGCGCCGAGCUCGCGGGACACUAUGCGGCGCAGCCAUGGCGAAGAGGGCUAAAUCGGUCACAAGGACCCUGGAGGAUUUGACACUCGACUCGGGUUACGGCGGAGCGGCGGACUCGUUCAGGUCGUCUAGCUCCUCGCUGUCCUGCUGUCCCGAGGCGCACGCAGCGUACGCGCAUGGAGCGAACUGCUGCCGCCUAACCGACCGCAUGCGCAGUCGCCGCGGUAGCUCGGACACGGUGAACGCCGCGCCGGUCGACGACGGCGAGACGCUGGAGUGCCACUGGGCCAGGCUUCCCGAGCUCGACGAGGUACCGUGGAGCCUCGUGGAAGUGCAAGCGGUGCUUGGCAAGCAGGGCGACCCGCGAUGCGCCACCUCGAGCCCCGAGCUGCUCGCCAGGCUCUCUGCGCUUGUGAGUCGCUCGCUGGUGCGCAUAGCCAUGGAGGCGCGGCGGCUGAGCCUGCGCUACGCGCGCUGCACCAGGUACGAAGUGCAAAGCGCCGCCAAAAUCGUGCUGUCGUGGACCAUCGCUGCGAACUGCGCUGCCGCCGCGCUCGGCGCGCUCUCCAUGUACACCAUGAGCACGGAGGACAGAUACAGCCGCGGCAAGUCGGAGCGCUGCGGGCUCGUUUUCAACAUCGGGAGAUUCUUCCGGUGGUUGGUGGACAGCAGCGUGGCGUCGAGGAUCCACGAGCACGCCGCCAUCUACCUGGCCGCCUGCAUGGAGAGCCUCUUCCGCGAGGUGGUGAGUCGCGUCCUGAACAGCGCGCUCUUGGAGGAGAGUAACGGCAUGCCAGCAACGGUCACUGUGGAGGCCUUUGAGCAAGCUAUCAACAACGAUUCGGAGCUCUACGGUCUCCUUCAGCCUUACCAGCACCUCGUAUGUGGCAAAAAUGCUAGUGGUAUCCUGAGUCUGCCAGACAGUUUUAACCUGCACAGAGAACAGCAGCGGUCAGGGAAGGCUGGUGAUGCCUACAGUCAGGCCGAGCUGCGCACUAUAGAGCAGUGUCUGCUGGCCACACGUGUGGGGAGCAUCGCUGAGCUCAGUGACCUGGUGUCCAGAGCCAUGCAUCACCUUCAGCCCCUGAGUAUCAAGAACCAUACUAACAGCACUCCUGUGCACCAGAAGAACAAUCUGCUCCACUGGGAGCCUGAGGCUCUCUACACUCUCUGUUACUUCAUGCACUGCCCUCAGAUGGAGUGGGAGAACCCCAAUGUAGAACCCUCCAAAAUCACUCUUCACACAGAAAGGCCAUUUAUGGUACUGCCUCCCCUUAUGGAGUGGAUCCGAGUGGCCGUAGCCCAUGCCGAGCACCGCCGCAGCUUCUCGGUGGAUAGUGAUGAUGUUCGGCAGGCGGCCCGGCUCAUGCUGCCAGGAAUGGACUGUGAACCUCGGCAGCUAAAGACAGAUGAUUGUUUUUGUAUGUCACGGAAGCUAGAUGCUGCAUCCACUGAGGCAAAGUUUCUGCAGGACCUGGGGUUCCGCAUGCUCAGCUGUGGCCGCACGGACCUGGUAAAGCAGGCCAUCAAUCUGCUCGGACCUGAAGGCAUCAACAGCAAAAGUGAACAGGGUAUGACUCCGCUGAUGUAUGCAUGUGCUCGUGGCGAUGAAGCCAUGGUUCAGAUGCUGUUGGAUGCAGGAGCUGAUAUCAACAGUGAGGUGCCCAACACAGUGCACCAGCACCCCUCAAUCUACCCCGAGACUCGGCAAGCCACGGCGCUCACCUUCGCCGUGCUCCUCCAACACGUCCCCGUGCUGCAGUUGCUGAUGGAUGUCGGGGCAAACGUGGAGGGCUCUCUGCAGGACGGGAUGGAGAACUACACAGAAACACCUCUGCAGUUAGCCGCCGCCGCAGGAAACUUUGAGCUGGUCAGUCUGCUGUUGGAGAGGGGAGCUGACCCAGUGGUGGGGACUAUGUACCGCAAUGGCAUAUCCACAACCCCACACGGCGAAAUGAACUCCUUCAGCCUGGCCGCAGCACAUGGACACAGGAAUGUGUUCCGUCGGCUACUGUCCCAGUCUGAGAAGGGAAAGGGGGAUGUGUUGUCCCUGGAGGAGAUCCUGGCUGAGGGGACAGAAGCAGGGGAGAGGAAUUCUUUGCAGAUGGAGGCAGCACGCACCGGGAAGGCCAAAAUCAGAGCUCUGAAAGAAGCCAUGUACCACAGCACAGAGCACGGCCAUGUGGACAUCACACUGGACAUACGCAGCUUAGGAGUGCCAUGGACGCUACACACCUGGCUGGAAUCUUUGCGCACGUGUUUCCUGCAGCACAGGCGGCCGCUGAUCCAGGGCCUGCUGAAGGAGUUCAGCUGUAUUGAGGAGGAGGAGUAUACCGAGGAGCUCAUCACACAUGGCCUGCCUUUAAUGUUCCAGAUCCUCCGUGCCAGCAAGAAUGAGGUGAUCAGUCAGCAGUUGGCGGUGAUCUUCACUCAGUGCUACGGACCUUACCCUGUUCCUAAACUCACCGAGAUCAAGAAAAAACAGACCUCCAGACUCGAUCCACACUUCCUGAACAAUAAGGAGAUGUCAGAUGUGACAUUCCUGGUGGAAGGAAAGCCAUUCUAUGCUCAUAAAGUUCUGCUCUUUAUUGCCUCCAACAGGUUUAAAUCUCUACUAGCAAACAGACCAGCAUCAGAGAACACCUGCAUUGAAAUUAGCAAUGUGAAGUAUAAUGUAUUCCAGCUUGUGAUGCAGUAUCUGUACUAUGGUGGAACAGAUGCGCUACACAUCAGGAAUACUGAGGUUAUGGAUCUUUUGUCUGCUGCUAAGUUUUUCCAGCUGGAGGCACUACAGAGGCACUGCGAGAUCAUAUGCUCCAAGAAUAUCAACACCGAGACCUGUGUAGAGAUCUACAAUCAUGCUAAAUUCCUGGAGGCACCGGAGCUCUUGUCCUACAUUGAGGGCUACUUCCUGAAGAACAUGGUGGUGUUGAUCGAACUGGAGCCAUUCAAGCAGCUUCUCUAUGACACCCCAGUGGAGAGCACAGGCCAAGACGUGCUGCAUGCCCUGGAGAGGUCUCUGGCCACCCGGAUUCACUCCAUCCACUUGUCAUCAUCCAAGGGAUCUAUAGUUUGAGACUGUCACAAUUGCUGCUCUGAAACAUUUGAAGCUCAUGCGAAUUUUGUCCAGUGCUGUAUAGCAGGGUAGGUUAAGUGUGUGUUCUGUUUGUUAGUGUAGCAGUACUCGAUACGUGCACUGGCUAAAUCAGCAGCCGUGGUAAAUCGUUCAAUGGAGAAAAUGUUAACAGGAGCUCAGCAGGUGGUAAACUGCUUCCUGUUAGGAGCUAUUAGAUAAACGGCAUCAUUGAUUUUUGCCAUUACGUUUCUCAUUUUAGAUCUAUUCGCCGAGACACCAUGCAGUUCAAUACAUAUUUUCAAAUUACUGUUAUUGUAGUACCACAAAACUGCAGUGAAAGAAAGAAAAAAGUAGUACCUUUUUGCAAUGUAUGAUAGAAAAACUCCACCUCACAUAUGCUAGAGAGCACUUUUGCUUUUGUAAAUGUCUUCAGUAUCAAAGGCUUCUUAAAAGUGCCACCGUCGCCAUCCAAGAACCAGACACACACUACCAUGGCAAUAAUAAAUACAGUUAUAAUAGCUGGCCAUCAGCCUAUCAGCCAUCUUUGUAGAUGUUUUGUGGCAUGCCUGACUCAUAUACUUGCUUCCACUCAGCUCUACGUUGUGAAAGUGUGUGCCUUUAGCAUCAAAAACGGUCAUCUGUAUAGCAAGAGGACAAAGCUUAAAUAAAAUACGGCUAUUUUUGUAAAUAUACAGUGUAAUAUGGAGCGCUCUCUCCACCUGUAAUUAUAUGUAUAUAACAGAUUUGCCCACUCACCAUAUAUGUACAAAAGUCUUCAAAUUAGUUAACAGUUGUAAAUGUGCAGAUGCAUGUAUUUUUUAUUUGUUUUAUUUUGUAUUUCUUUUAUCAGUGUUAGGUUCGUGUAUGUGGAGUAUUUUGUGUUAGACAAAAAGAGAAAGAAUCCUAUUAUGAGCAUGGGGUUAGAAAGCCAUAGCUGUGAAUAUCUUCGUUCCUGAGGAGCUGGGAUGAGAUCCUCGACUCAGUAGGUGCCUGCAAUAUGUCGUGUCUCUUCUCAUGAAGUUUGUGCAACUAUGUGUAAAUCCCUCUGUGACUAAAUCCUUUUCUUUAUAAAGAUUAAUACAAAAAAAAAAACACAUCUGUGCUUCAAGUUAUUUUAUAUGUGAACCUGGUUAAUAUAUGCAGUUCAGCUCUGGGUUUUAAAGACGCUUGCAUGCAGACUGAAUUGCACUACUGAAUGUGAAUUGCUUUGCUGAAUCUCUUUUUUAGAUUCUGAGUAGUGGCUGGCCGUGAUAGUUGAGUGCACCUUGCCUGCAGCGGUUUCACAGACAAGACAGCUUUAAUCUUAGCAAACCAGACAUUUAUGGAAAGAAUUUGUUUUCCGGAGUAUUGUUUAUCGCAACAUCACUUCACACUGCCCUAUGAAUUAAUCCGCAUUAUCGUUGUCUUCUCAUGACCAGCAAUGAAAUUAGCAACAUACAUAAUGCUAUUCUAGUAUCAUUUAUAAUAGAUUAGUGCAAAUUAAAUUAAUGCAAAUCUUAUUCCUGUCUCAGGCAAAUGGUCCACAGUAGACAUAAAUGCACAGUGUAGUGAGGAGAAAAAAGUGAGAAAAGGAAGUAUGCAUGAUGAAAGAGUUUUUACAAAGAGGACCCACGAAGCUGAAAAAAAGAAACAGAUUUGUGAUAGUAAAGGAACAGAGAGGCAUUGUUCUGUGUACUGCCAGAAUGGAGAACACAUGGUUAAUACACUCCACAUCAAUGAGUGCAUCAACUACAACAAUACGGCUUACAUCAUCUCUUCAUUGAAGAAGAGCAGCAAACAAAAGGAUGAAACAAGCUCUGUAUUGGUGUAGGAAUGUUAUUAUCUGUAUAAACUCUCAAACAUUUUCGAGCCUUUAACUGUAAAAUUCAUUCUGUGGAUUUCCUCAGUACAUAUUUAUUUCAUGAACAUAACACAUAAAUAUUAUUCAAUCUUCGGUCCAUUAUUCAAACGUGUACUGUAUAUC
Ictalurus furcatus (blue catfish) is the source of this 5192-nucleotide messenger RNA. It is a transcript of the gene abtb3b, whose product is annotated as BTB (POZ) domain containing 11b. Gene Ontology annotation, molecular function: DNA binding; structural constituent of chromatin; protein heterodimerization activity. Gene Ontology annotation, cellular component: nucleosome. NCBI's taxonomy places the organism in Eukaryota, Metazoa, Chordata, Actinopteri, Siluriformes, Ictaluridae. The coding region runs from base 191 to 3229 and encodes 1012 amino acids. The transcript has 17 exons. The record is from RefSeq and is a predicted model, not a curated record.